Blumeria graminis f. sp. triticale is the source of this 1872-nucleotide messenger RNA. The record is from the annotation of a GenBank genome assembly. NCBI's taxonomy places the organism in Eukaryota, Fungi, Ascomycota, Leotiomycetes, Helotiales, Erysiphaceae.
AUGCUACGAAAUCAAUCGAAACAGUAUCUUGAAGAUAGAAGGCAGAACGAUGAGGAGCAACAAAAACUAAAAGUUCGCACUGGCUUCAAGGUUCGAUCUUUCUCAGAAGCUAGCCUUUCGGCACUGCCACCAACAUCCAAUGAAAAUGAGCUUGGUCGAGGUGAAGUAAGAUAUGAUAGCAUACCAAGCCGCUAUCCUAAGACCUCCAAGAGGCUUUCUUUCCCAAUGGGCAAUAUUUCAUUACAAACACCUCGUGAGCCAGUUCCAUCUCGUCCACACAUAUCCAAAUCUCCAUUGCGUGAUCAUGCGCAAGCAUGUGGAUUUCCCACAAACAUGCCGUCGCGGCUAUCCCAUGGACUUAAUUUUUCAAGAGAAGCCACUAAUCUACACCAUUCAUUUCUCGCAGAGCAGUCAUCUCCAGACUUAUUGCCAACUCCAGCAAGAUGUGAUAUAAAAACACUAGAUAAAGCUCAUGGCCUAUACCUGAAUGGCUCUGGUGACCAUUCGCACGAUUCUGGUUCAUUCUGGUCAAUGAUGGAAGACGUAGACAGAGAUAAAGUCUCAAAUUCUUUGGGAAGCUUCAACAUGACAACAGGAUCGGAUUCUUUAGACAGCUGUUCUGAUGAAGAUCAUCUCAUGGAUGAUAUUGAUGACUCAAUGCUAAUAACCCCACAAGUAGAGGUCGGAGAAGUUAUCAGUAGUUUCCCCAAGGAAAUCUCAGGAAACUUUUGGCCAGAAGAAUUGUACAAUUCUCGUACCUCGACAAAUGUUCCUUGGAACAAGUUUCAGAACCGGAAGAACUGGGGCCAUGAGAGUAAUAACAUCGUAAUCAGCUCUCUCAACAAAUCAUCGUCUACUCCUCAAAGCUCUGUAGGCAUUAACGGAUGCUCGAGUCUAGAAGGUUGGACUGAUCCCAUGACCACAAAGGAACCUGGUUUCAGCUUAGAAUCAAAUAAAGUCUAUACGUCUAGCUCUGAAAACGGCGAUAAAGCUCCGAAAUGCGUAGAGAAUCUUGAAAAUACUUCGAGUAUUAGCGGCCGGGAGGGACAAAGAGGAGUAAUUCGUCGGCCAGUAACUAGAAGAGGAAAUAUGCUGCCUAAAACAAAAGGUUUCGCCAGGAUCCGGGCAGCUCUUGUCGAGGAAAGUACACCUGUUGAGUCUGAAGUACGGCGCGAGGCAGAGGUUGUUCGACAAGCACGUGAAAGCGACUUAGGCAUCGGGCACAAAAAUUCUCUUGCGACUGCCCCUUUAUCUUCUCUUUCACCAAACUUAAAUAAACCGGCUCAGGGUUCAAGAAACGAUGGAAUAAUGGUUUCCACACUCUCCCACAACCUCGAAGGCUUUAGAGAGAGAGCUGUGUUAAAAUCAAGAGGCAAAGGCUUUUGGGAAGCCUUCCGAGAUGAGAGUAGUCAUUCAUCACCACUACUACCUUCAUUUCCAUGCGCAUCAUUAUCUGGAAUUAAUGAUGACAUUUUGUUGGAUUCCGCGUCAUUUUCGACAGCAUCAAUGCUUGCCUGUCAAACAACAGAUCAUCAGUCAUCUUCACCAUCUAGAUCUGCUACUCCACAAUCUAGAACAGGAUCUACAGCGGCAGAAUUAACGUACAGACUAAAUAGAAAACGCAUGCGCGAUUAUGACUUUGAUUUAAUUGACAUUAAGCGAAGAGCUGUGAGCCCUAGUAUGAGCACACAUAAUAGCCCAAUUAUACAGAGCCCCAUGCAGCGCGAUAAUAUCGCCUGGGGAAGUCGGCCAUCAAGUAAGUGUGGACUAAAUGAAACUGGAAAGCCAAAUGGAAAUUCUGUUCCUAAAUGGGUGGGGUUCCAGGGGGUAAUGGAUACUAAUGACGGCCUGAUGAAGAUGAGCAUUGAAUGA